Molecule: messenger RNA, 1074 nt
Organism: Vollenhovia emeryi
Lineage: Eukaryota; Metazoa; Arthropoda; Insecta; Hymenoptera; Formicidae
Product: venom allergen 3-like
Exons: 5
Coding region: 105-794 (229 amino acids)
Cellular component (GO): extracellular region
Source: RefSeq, a predicted model, not a curated record
UUUCUAUUUCCGCUCAAAGUAAAAAUUGUUAUAUAUUAGUUGCAGGAACUAACUCACCAGGGUUAUUUCAGAAAUUGUAUAAAAAUUUAAAUAGAAAAGGUGCCAUGGCAAACAUUUUUGGUAUAUUAUGUCUUGCUAUGGUAGUGAAAUUUGCUAGUAUAUCUGCGACAGACUAUUGUAAUCUAAAAUCAUGUAAAAAUAUACACCAAAUUCAUACCAUGUGCAAGUAUACGUCAUCAGAACCGGCAGCAAGUUGCACGGAAUGGAGUAACCAAGGUUUUAGUGACGCUGAGAAAAAGCUCAUAGUGGAGAAACACAAUCAAUUGAGACAGAGAGUAGCGUCGGGUCAGGAGACCAAAGGGAACCCUGGUCCACAACCUGCAGCGGUUAGCAUACCGGAUUUGAGUUGGGAUAACGAAUUAGAGACAAUUGCGCAAAGAUGGGCCAAUCAGUGCGACUUCAAUCAUGACAAGUGUAGAAAUGUGGAUAGGUUCUCGGUUGGCCAGAACAUAGCUAUGUCGUCCUCUACAGGUAAAAGCACCCCCAAUUUGGAAAAUAUGAUUCAAAUGUGGUAUAAUGAAGUAAAGAAAUUUGAUAAAAAUCAAAUUUCCCCAUAUCAAUUCAGUAUGAAGACAGGCCAUUACACUCAACUCAUUUGGGCUAAAACACGAUUAAUCGGUUGCGGAAAAAUAUCAUAUAAAAAAACAAAAGACUGGACUACGCAUUAUUUAGUUUGCAAUUAUGGUCCAAGUGGAAAUUACAUUGGUCAGCAAAUAUAUGAAAUUAAGCAAUAGAACCAUUCAGUACCAAUAAAUAGCGAGUCAUUUACAAAGUCGUGACACGAAGAGAAACAAAAAAGUGCGAAGAUAAAUAUAAAACGAUAUGUCUUAUCAAUAAAGAAUCAUUACAAAUGUCAUAAUAGUGUUAACAAAGAAAAAGAUCUUCACAUUUCACAAUUCUUCGUUCUAAAACGUGAAAGCGAGGAUGAACUCAUUCCUCAAUUCCUACUUCCAUGGUCUACAAAACUUCUGUCUGACAAUCGAAAUAAUAAACAUUUUGAAAUUUUUAUCAGAA